AUGUCUGAAAAGCUGAAGGAGUUCACGGAGAUCCCUCAGGAGUUCGUACGAGAUGGCAAGCAGUUCCUCACUCGAUGCACGAAGCCUUCACAAAAAGAGUUCCUCCAAAUCUGCAAGGCUGUGUCUAUUGGCUUUGCAGUAAUGGGGUUCAUCGGCUACUUCGUGAAACUCAUUCACAUUCCCAUCAACAACAUCCUUGUGGGUGGUGCAUGA
Molecule: messenger RNA, 213 nt
Organism: Fomitopsis serialis
Lineage: Eukaryota; Fungi; Basidiomycota; Agaricomycetes; Polyporales; Fomitopsidaceae
Product: protein translocase SEC6
Exons: 5
Coding region: 1-213 (70 amino acids)
Biological process (GO): post-translational protein targeting to membrane, translocation; protein targeting
Cellular component (GO): Ssh1 translocon complex; membrane
Molecular function (GO): transmembrane protein transporter activity
Source: RefSeq, a predicted model, not a curated record